Messenger RNA from Paecilomyces variotii, 1761 nucleotides. RefSeq lists its product as hypothetical. The transcript has 2 exons. Lineage: Eukaryota; Fungi; Ascomycota; Eurotiomycetes; Eurotiales; Thermoascaceae. Bases 294 to 1274 code for a protein of 326 amino acids. The record is from RefSeq and is a predicted model, not a curated record.
ACCCAGGAUCACCUACAAGAGACGAGAAUUCUCAACAGAACACAACUAUCAGCCUUCUGACGUUAACCAUCAAGAUUCCCCGACUGGGCUUAACCAGCUACUCUAGAAGAAUUUCCUGUAGCUUUCCUACUCUCAAUUGCAACCGAUAGUGAGCUUCCUCGACAUCUCAAUCGCAGCUACGCGAACCGAUUUCGUCGACCAACCGAGCCUUUAAGCCUAACGCUUCCUUUCCCAUCUUCCAUCCAAUCGAAAAAGAGAUAUAAUCAUAGCGCUCAACCAGUUUUAAACCAACCAUGGUGCAGACACGCGCUCAAGAGCGUUCUGCCGGCCAGGGCUCCAAAUCUUCACAGACCGAGACGAAACCGAGAACGACCAACAGAUCGAAGACAAUAUCCAAUAAGAAAGUCGAGGAACCAGAUAUCCAUGAAGAGCAACAAGACGAUGUACCUGCAGAUGAAACGAAGAUUGAGAAACGCAAACGCGAUAACGCAGAAAAGGAAGAAGAGCGCGAACAGGAGCAGAAAUCCAACAAGGAACAACAACCCAACGGGGUCGAUACGGACGAACCACCAAAUAAGGCACCUAAGACUUCUGAGUCCGAAGAGCCCGGUAAUAGCAUCGACGAAUCUGCAGCCGCAAAGGUCCAUAAAGUCAUUGAAGAAUUCGGUGCUCUACCUCUGAAAGACGCGGGUGUUGCGGAGCCGCUGCAAGCUACACCCGAGACGAUCCUUGCGAUGGUUCUUGAUGCGAUGCUGAAAUCGACGCGGAUAUCGCAUUCCCUGGCGCAGAAAGCGGUCAAUACGGUCAUCGAGGCGGGGUAUCAUGAUAUCAAGAAGCUUAGCCAGACUACGUGGGAUGAUAGGGUGGAUGUCUUGGCCAAGGGGGGAUAUAAUCGCUAUCGCGAACAGGCUUCUACGAAUCUCGGGGCUCUUAUUGAAUUUGUGAAUGGGAAAUAUGAUGGCGACUUGAACAACCUCUACCAAAAAGCAGAUCACCAGCCCCGCAAGGUGAGAGAAUUGAUUAAAGAAAUCAAAGGCCUCGGCGACCUCGGUACAGACAUUUUCUUCAACAACGCCCAGAGCAUAUGGCGGACAUUAGCGCCUUUCAUCGACGCCAGGAGCUUGAGAACGGCGGACGAUAUUGGCAUCGGCACGGAUGUAGAUGCGAUUUAUAAAGAACUUGAAUUCGACCCGGUGCAGAUGAGCAAAUUGGCGAAUGGGCUCUCGGCCGUAAGGCUGGAGAAGAAACAGGGAGAGGUCUCGGAAGAGGAGUGAGUUCAUGGCUGCAAUAUGAUACCUAAUGACCCGCUGAAAAUACAAGGGUAUUGCUAUUUCAAUAUACUGUUUGGAUAAUAGGAAAUGUAUACGCAUAGGGCACAGUAGGGCAACUGAAAUAGAAUCUUUCGGAAUCAUUUGGAUUAUCCCACUGUCCGAAAUGAUGCAGCGUGGUCUUCCCCAGUCUUCCAAGACGAAGGUGGUCGCGUAGAGCUUCUUCCCAAUAAACUGCCGUCCAUAGGGUAGCGCCGGGGAUAUAUAUUACGCGUUUAGUGAACUUGCUUGCAUAUCACAGACUAUACAAUAGUCGAAUCCCUUGCAUCGUCCGCGUGCCGUUGGGAGUCCCAGGAAAAAAAAAUCGAUGGUGAUCGAGUGGAGUGGAAAGGAAUCGAUGGAACUAGGAUAGGUUUCGACGGUAGUCAAUAAGAUAUUCGAUUAACUGUCAAUGCGAUGGAUGCAGAAUUGGUCGGGCCUAGAGAGAGAGAGA